Molecule: messenger RNA, 5378 nt
Organism: Linum trigynum
Lineage: Eukaryota; Viridiplantae; Streptophyta; Magnoliopsida; Malpighiales; Linaceae
Source: the annotation of a GenBank genome assembly
CCACCUUCUCGUGGAGGCGUGUGUGGUUUUGUGGGAUCUGGCUUAACUGGGUCUAUUGUUGGACCGAACGGGUGGCGAUACAAAUGGCAUUCGUUUUGCACCAUUCAAGAUCUCACUGCUCUCAUUCGCCCAUCACUUUGGAAGUGUCUCAUUUCAGUUGCACACAACUUGUGAAGGGAAUAAGGUCAAUGACGAUGAUAUGCUCAUCUUCCACGCCAUAGUAAUCUCCAUGAGGCACUAUGUCCCAGAGCACUGAUGGGCUGCAAACCUCGACACCAGCUGGGCCUAGACGUUCGGGUCGCCUUCGCCAGCCCAACACUCGCUUCUUGGAUGCUUAAUCGGAGAAGCACGUUUCCAGUAGCUUGCCAUGGAUUUCGUUUAUUGUUAAUUGAACUGGUCUUAGUAGCUGUUAGAUGAAUAAGCACAAUCCCACCUUAAGUGGACGUGCAGUUAGUAGCUCAGCAGUCAGCACUUGUAGGCUUUUGUUAUUUCUGUUAUUGUUCUUAUAAGCGUUGGAUUUGGAAUGAAAGAGGCAAGCAUUAUUUCAGCAAAGAAACAUCUGGUUCUUCUCACCAAGAAACGAGAAAACACUGGCUCAAUCCCGCCAAGAAAAGGGAUCCCUACAUUCGUACAACUUUGAUCCGUACCAUUUGGUAUCAGAGCCCGGCAUGGGCACUCACGCCAACCGUAUCGAAGCCCUCGAAACUGCCACUCAGGAGAAUCAAACAAGCCUCCAAGCGAUUCUCGAUCAAUUGACUGCUGUCCAGCUCGCAGUAACCCAGAUCGCUCAAGAGCGAUCAACCAAGUCUGACGAUGGUGAUAAAUCCGUCAACGACAGGACACGACGCACUCACCAUGAUGACUAUGAUGACCGUGAGCGAAAACCUUUCUUUGGAGCAAAGAUCGCUCGCCUGGAGUUUCCUACAUUCGCAGGAGACGAUCCGACAGUUUGGUUCUCAAGAGUCGAACAAUUUUUUGAGUUCCAAGAAAUUCCCGAGGAACAGAAGGUAACUCUCGCAUCGUACCAUCUCGAAGGUGACGCUAAUCAAUGGUGGCAGUGGCUCCGGCGCACCUACCAGACGGAGGGUCUCCGCAUCACCUGGGACACGUUUUCCUCCGAGCUCUGGGCUCGUUUUGGUCAGACUGCCGGGACCGGCUUUGAUGAAGCCCUUUCUCGCAUACGACAAACAGGAACAUUAAAAGAUUACCUGACUGAGUUUGAGCGAUUGGGCAAUCGCGUUCACGGGUGGACACAACAAGCCUUGGUGGGAACCUUUCUCGGCGGACUCAAACCCAUCAUCACAGACGGAAUUCGGAUUUUUAAUCCGAAGACUCUGAAGGACGCCGUUAACCUUACUCGCGCGCGUGAAGAGCAGAUUGAGCGCAACCAUAGUCCACCCCGGCAACCAUUCCGGUCGGCAAUGGAUUACGCAACCCCGCCACGGCCCAAGCCGCGGGCAACGUUCGACGCGUCGUUCGCCAACAGGAACAGAGCUCCACCGCCGAACACUACACCCAUCGCACCACCGCCUCCCGGAUCCACCAACCCACGACAACGGCCACCGGGAUCGAAACGCAUCAGCUAUGAGGAGAUGCACCGACGCCGUCAGCUGGGUUUCUGUUUCAAUUGCGACUCUCCCUAUUCGGCUACCCACCGUUGCAAUGGCGGAAAGUUAUGGAUGAUGUGCGGAGACGAACAAGAAGAGGAUGAUUUUGACGGGUUUGACGAGGCUGAGGUAUCACUCCACGCGAUGGCGGGUUGGGCUAACGGGAAGACGUUGCGAUUAUGGGCCACAGUGGGCCAGACGCGGCUGAUGGUUCUAAUUGACAGUGGGUCGACCCACAACUUCAUCAGCAAUCAGGCGGCCGAACUUCUCCACCUUCCUAUCUCGCCAAUUUCAGCUCUGCAGGUCAAAAUUGCAGAUGGAAGUCCCUUGGAAUGCCUGGGAAUGAUCAAGCAAGUCCCGCUGGUUAUACAAGACGGCCUUUUUCCGGUAAACCUCCAUGCCAUUAAUUUGUCCGGCUUUGAUAUCGUGUUGGGUGUGAAAUGGUUGGCUACCUUGGGAACAAUUCAAAGCAACUGGCGCUCGUUAGAAAUGGAAUUCUUUUGGAGAGGGAAACUGCACAAGUUUCGUGGCAUUAAUUCAAAUGCUCCCACUGAAGCGACCCUCAAAUGCAUUACUGAGGAUGACACACAACUAAUAGCCAUAUGCAUUCCCAAAGUAAUAGACGACCCUCUACGGCAAGUUCCGCCGGAACUACAUGCUCUCAUCCGCGAAUUCGGCGAUUUAUUCGUAGAGCCAGAUCAACUACCACCACAACGUGCGAUCGCACACAAGAUAGAAUUGAAAGCAGGCGCCGAGGCUGUCAAUGUGCGACCGUAUCGCUACGCACAUUUCCAGAAGGCCGAAAUAGAAGCUCAGGUAAACAAAAUGCUCGCCGCCGGGUUAAUUCAAUCUAGCACCAGCCCUUUUUCCUCACCGGUACUCCUCGUGAAAAAGAAAGAUGGCACAUGGCGUUUUUGCACCGACUACAGGGCAUUGAACCUUGUUACUGUCAAGGAUCGGUUUCCCAUUCCAACAGUCGACGAUAUGUUAGACGAACUCCACGGCGCAGCGUACUUCACCAGGCUCGACCUCCGGGCAGGCUAUCACCAAGUCCGUAUGCAUCCCGCCGACGUGGCCAAAACAGCUUUCCGGACUCAUAACGGCCAUUACGAGUACCUCGUAAUGCCCUUCGGCCUUUGUAACGCACCGUCCACUUUCCAGGCCAUCAUGAAUGACAUCUUUCGGCCAUUGCUUCGCAAGUUCGUGCUGGUAUUCUUCGACGACAUAUUAAUUUACAGUCCAGACAAGGGGCUGCAUCUCAAACACGUGAGGCAGGUUUUUCAAAUCUUGCGCCAUCAUCAAUUCUUUGUCAAGUUCAGUAAGUGUGCUUUUGGCAUGAAGGAAAUAGAAUAUUUGGGUCACUUCAUUUCGGCUGCCGGCGUUCACGUCGAUCCUCGCAAGAUCGCCGCUAUGAUCGAGUGGCCAACCCCGGCAUCCAUCACCGAACUACGUGGAUUCUUAGGACUCACGGGGUACUACCGCAAGUUUGUUCGCGACUAUGGAAUCAUUGCCCGGCCGCUGACCAAUCUACUGAAAAAAGGGCAAUUCAGCUGGACGACCGAUGCCGACUCAGCAUUCCAUGCUUUGAAAACGGCUAUGACGACAACUCCAGUCCUAGCUCUUCCGGAUUUCACACAACCCUUUGUCGUUGAGACUGACGCUUCCGGGUCAGGCAUCGGCGCGGUGCUUAUGCAGAAUGAUAGACCGAUCUCGUUUCUUAGCCGCGCUCUCGGGAAAUCCAGGGAGGGCCUCUCAACCUAUGCAAAAGAGAUGCUUGCCGUGGUUACAGCUGUUCAGAAUUGGCGUCCCUAUCUCUUGGGUCGCAAGUUCAUAAUUCGCACGGAUCAGAGAAGCUUGAAGCAUCUUUUGGGCCAGCGAAUUACUACACCUGAACAACAGCAGUGGCUCUCUAAGUUAAUGGGCUAUGAUUAUGACAUUAUUUACAAGCCUGGCCCACAAAACCAAGCUGCUGAUGCUCUCAGCCGUCGGCCACACACGGCUACCGCGUUGGCGCUUUCUAUACCCUACACGACACUUUGGGACUCCAUCAAAGAGACGUCUUCUUCCCAUCCAUAUAUGUUGAAGAUGCGGCGCAAGGCUUCCUCUUCCUCCCCACGUACCUUCACUCUUCGGGACGACAUGUUGUAUCGGCGCGGCAGGAUCGUCAUUCCACCUAACUCUCCUCAUGUGGGUCAGCUCCUCCAUGAGUUUCACGCCACUCCAUUAGGCGGGCACUCAGGAAUCGAACGCACAUAUCGGCGUUUGGCAACUCACUUCUACUGGCCGGCCAUGCUCGAAGAUGUCAAGCGGUUCGUUCACGCUUGUGAUGUGUGCCAACGCGCCAAGGCACAGUCUCUUUCACUGGCUGGCCUUCUUCAGCCUCUUCCCAUUCCGACCCAGGUAUGGCAGGACAUUUCAAUGGAUUUUGUCGAUGGCCUUCCCUCUUCCGGCGGCAAGACUGUGCUCCUCGUCGUCGUUGAUCGCUUAACCAAAUCGGCGCACUUCCUGCCUCUGUCUCAUCCAUAUACGGCGAGGUCGGUGGCUGAUACGUUCUUGGCAGGAGUGAUCAAGCUCCAUGGUUUGCCGCGUUCCAUCGUUAGUGACCGCGAUCGUGCUUUCACCAGCAAGUUUUGGCGUGAACUGUUCCGGCUAUCGGGAACACAGCUCCAACUGUCGUCCUCUUACCAUCCUCAAACUGACGGUCAGACGGAGGUAGUAAAUAGAUGUGUUGAACAAUAUCUCCGAUGCUUUGCCAGCCAGAACCCACGCCGCUGGCUCUCGUACCUUCCUUGGGCGGAAUUCUGGUAUAAUUCCACGUUUCAUAGCUCGGCAGGUAUGACACCCUUCCAAGCUCUAUAUGGUCGAAUUCCCCCUUCCAUUCCUUUCUACAGGCCAGGUUCAACUUCCGUCCAUGAGGUGGACAGAGCACUUUUGGACCGCAACGCGAUCAUGACCGAGCUCCAGUCCAACUUAUCGGCUGCUCAAAAUAGGAUGAAACAACACGCUGAUACUGGUCGCCGUGAUCUGGUCUUCCAGGUCGGGGAUCCGGUCUACUUAAAGCUCCAUCCAUACCGGCAGCAUUCGGUCUUCCGUCGAGCUUCACAAAAGCUGGCUUGUCGCUACUACGGGCCUUACCUCGUCACCGAGCGUAUUGGCCCCGUGGCCUACCGCCUUGAUCUUCCGCCGGGCAGUCGAGUUCACCCCGUGUUUCAUGUUUCUCUGCUCCGGCCCUGCCACUCCCCUGCCCCAGCCAUCUCCACUGCCAUACCACCAAUCGGCGAUGAUGGGGUGCUCUCCUUGGUUCCUCAGGCCAUAUUGGAGACUCGAUGAACUCGCUGUGGCAAUCGCCUAGUUGAAGAACUCCUUGUUAAAUGGCAGCAGCUCCCUGAAGACGAGGAAACAUGGGAGUUAGCAUCGGUCUUCAAUGAUCGCUAUGUCCAACUCGACCUCGAGGACGAUGCCGCUGCUCAACGGGAGGGUAAUGAUGGGCUGCAAACCUCGACACCAGCUGGGCCUAGACGUUCGGGUCGCCUUCGCCAGCCCAACACUCGCUUCUUGGAUGCUUAAUCGGAGAAGCACGUUUCCAGUAGCUUGCCAUGGAUUUCGUUUAUUGUUAAUUGAACUGGUCUUAGUAGCUGUUAGAUGAAUAAGCACAAUCCCACCUUAAGUGGACGUGCAGUUAGUAGCUCAGCAGUCAGCACUUGUAGGCUUUUGUUAUUUCUGUUAUUGUUCUUAUAAGCGUUGGAUUUGGAAUGAAAGAGGCAAGCAUUA